AUGAAGUCGGAUAGCCAAGCAACAACGAUGGAGGAUCAACGAGGAGACCAGCAGGAUCUGGAAUUACACCGGAUCCAAACCAACGCGUCGGAGAACGUCUUCAACACUAUGGGAACAACACGGAGAAGACUUGUUAUGCUCUCGCUCUGCCUGUCGCAAUUCCUCGCCGCGAUAGACAUCACGAUCGUCGCGACGGCGCUUCCAACUAUCGCCAGCAGUCUGCACGCCAACUCUGCACAAUACACAUGGGUUGGAUCGGCGUACAACCUGGCAAGCACAGCAUCAACACCACUCUGGGCCAAGUUGUCCGAUGUGAUUGGAAGAAAGUCUGCGCUUCUGGCAGCCAACGCGAUAUUCCUUGCAGGCAGUUUGUUAGCAGCUCUUGCUCACUCGAUUCUGGUUCUCAUUGGAGGCCGCUGUCUGCAGGGUAUCGGAGGAGGCGGCAUGAUGAUUCUGAACACCAUCAUCAUCAGCGAUAUUUUCCCACUUGAGGACCGAGCAAAGUACUAUGGUCUAUCUGCAAUUGUGUGGGCCAUCGCAAGCGCAUUGGGUCCAAUGCUCGGAGUCUACAUCAAUCUGCCGCUCGAUGGUAUCUCGCUUGUCCUGGCAGUCCUUUGCCUCAAACUCAAUAUCAAAAGAGCCCCUGCCAAAGAAACGCUCACCAGCUUGGAUUACGUUGGCUGCAUCACCAUCGCAGGAGGAGCCAUACUCUUCCUCCUGGGUCUAGAAAGCGGAGCCAGUCACCAGCACUCUUGGACCUCGGCCUACACUCUUGGUAUGCUGAUUGGCGGCAUCAUCCUCCUAGCAGCAUUCAUGGUAUGGGAGUCGAAGUUUGCCAAAGUUCCGCUUAUUCCAAUCCAAGUCUUCGCCUCACGAACGAGUAGAGCUGCUCUCGCUGUGGCUUGCUGUCACAGCUUCGUAUUCAUCGGAUUCGACUUCUACCUUGCACUAUAUUUCCAAGCAGUGCUUGGGCGUUCCCCAAUCAUAUCUGGUGUCCUUCUCUUUGCUUUGAUCUUGCCACUUUCGGUCUGCACCUUCCUUACUGGAAUAGUGAUCCGCAAGACUGGAAGAGUUAGAUCGGUCAUCUGGUUCGGGUCUUUCUUCAUGACGCUCGGCACCGGUCUCUUCAUUGACUUUGGUCCGAAGAUGGUCCUUUGGAAACUCAUCUCGUUUCAAAUUAUCGCCGGUAUCGGUGUCGGACCACUGUUCCAAGCUCCGAUGAUUGCACUCCAGAGUGUCGUGAAGCAGAGAGAUGUUGCAGCUGCCAAUUCUGCCUUCACCUUCCUGCGCAGCUUAGUCACUUCUCUAUCAGUUGUGAUUGGAGGUGUCGUGCUUCAGCGAGGCCUUGGCUCGAGUUCAUUGACGGGUGAUGGACACGUUUCCACCGGUGGUGGCGAGAACGCCGAGAGAUAUGCAAGCGCAUUGAGCAACAUGUGGAUAUUCUACACAGCGUUCUGUGCAGUCAUGCUUCUCUCAACUGUUUGGAUUGGCAAGAUCGAUUUGAACGCCAAGUCUCGAAGGAGCGAGGAUAAUGAGACAGUGGUACAAGAAGUUGUAACGGUGCAGAAGGGUGCAGAGAUGGGCACAGAGAUGACUGAGGGAAGGCUUAAAUGUAGUCCUAUAAUGUAUUGCUCUAGGCACAGGGACAACAGAACGGUUCACUACGAGUAA
This is a messenger RNA of Aureobasidium vineae, 1671 nucleotides long. NCBI's taxonomy places the organism in Eukaryota, Fungi, Ascomycota, Dothideomycetes, Dothideales, Saccotheciaceae. The record is from the annotation of a GenBank genome assembly.